Erythranthe guttata (spotted monkey flower) is the source of this 3425-nucleotide messenger RNA. It is a transcript of the gene TIC110, whose product is annotated as translocon at the inner envelope membrane of chloroplasts 110. The record is from RefSeq and is a predicted model, not a curated record. NCBI's taxonomy places the organism in Eukaryota, Viridiplantae, Streptophyta, Magnoliopsida, Lamiales, Phrymaceae. Gene Ontology annotation, biological process: protein import into chloroplast stroma. Gene Ontology annotation, cellular component: TOC-TIC supercomplex I.
AUGGGUCGGAGGUUUUACUUUAUCUUCUUCUCCGCCCUCAAAGCCUGCAUCUCCUCUUCCUCUAUCUGUUAACUCUCAGCUCUCAAACCCUAUAAGCUGAGAGCUUUCUCUCUCUACACCCUUCUGCUACUCAUCCUUUCUCUCUCCUCCAAUUGAAGGAUAUAUAUACACACAGAGAGGAAGAUACACAGAUAAAAUGAACUCAUCACUUCUCUUAACAACCAAUCCACGUUUUCCCCACCCCAAUUUUACCUUACUCACCCCCUUUCCACCCCUCAUCGCUCUCCGUCCUUCCUCCGUCCAUCUCCGCCGCCGCCGUUUAGAUAUCUCCAGUUCGCUUUCCGACCGACCAUCGGCCGCCGCCGUCAAACCCGAUGUUUUUGGAGAUAAGAAGGAGCUCACGGGCGUCCAGUCACUCGUGGAUGCCAUGUCACCUCCCGUUCGAAUUGCGAGCUCUGCUUUAAUCGUUGCUGCUGCGGUUGCUGCUGGAUAUGGACUAGGGUUGCGGUUCGGUGGGUCCCGCAAUGUUGCCAUUGGUGGGGCCGUGGCGGUUGGUGCUGCCGGCGCCGGAGCUGCCUAUGCGCUGAAUUCUUGUGUGCCGGAGGUUGCGGCGGCUAGUCUGCACAAUUAUGUAGUGGAGUGUGGCGAUCCUGGUGCUGUCAAGAAGGAAGAUAUUGAAGCCAUUGCUAACAGAUAUGGUGUUAGCAAACAGGAUGAGGCAUUCAAUGCGGAGCUUUCUGAUAUUUAUUGCCGUUUUGUAUCUGCUAUCCUUCCUUCUGUGAGUGAAGAUCUCAGAGGUGAUGAAGUUGACGCUAUUAUUAAGUUCAAAAACUCGUUGGGUAUUGAUGACCCGGAUGCGGCAAAUAUGCACAUGGAGAUUGGCAGGCGAAUUUUCAGACAAAGACUUGAAACUGGGGAUCGGGAAGCUGAUAUGGAGCAACGGCGGGCAUUUCAGAAGCUGAUAUAUGUCUCAACUCUUGUGUUUGGAGAAGCAGCAUCUGAAUUCUUGUUACCUUGGAAACGUGUCUUCAAGUAUACCGAUUCUCAGGUCGAGGUUGCUGUCAGGGACAAUGCACAAAGGUUAUAUGCCAUCAAGCUUGAAUCAAUUUCCCAAGAUGUUGAUGUUAGCCAGCUGAUCAGCCUUAGGGAAGCACAACGCCUUUAUCGACUUUCUGAUGAGCUUGCUGAAGACAUGUUUAGGGAGCAUACAAGAAAACUUGUGGAGCAAAAUAUAUCAGCAGCUCUUACUGUAUUGAAGUCCAGAACGAAAGCAGUGCAACCUGUGAUUGAAGAGGUUGAUAAGAUACUGUCUUUUAAUAGCCUGCUAAUUUCACUUAAAAACCAUCCUGAUGCCAGUCGCUUUGCUCGGGGGGUUGGGCCUAUAUCUUUGAUAGGCGGGGACUAUGAUGGUGAUAGAAAGAUAGAUGACUUGAAGCUUCUAUACAAAGCAUAUGUGACAGAUGCUUUAUCCAGCGGUCGCAUGGAAGAAAAAAAGCUCGCUGCACUGAAUCAAUUGAGGAAUGUAUUUGGCUUAGGGAAACGAGAAGCAGAGACAAUUGCGAUGGAUGUUACCUCUCAAGUGUAUCGCAGACGUCUUCAGCAGGCAGUAUCUAGUGGUGAUUUGUUAAAUGCGGAUAGUAAAGCAGCCUAUCUUCAGAAUUUAUGCGAAGAGCUGCAUUUUGAUCCGGAGAAAGCCAUAGAAAUUCAUGAAGAUAUUUAUCGGAGGAAACUUCAGCAACUGGUAGCUGCUAAAGGUGAACUCAGUGACGAGGAUGUGAAAACCUUGGAACAGAUACAGAUUAUGUUCUGCAUUCGAAAGCAAACUGUUGAAGCAGCUCAUGCUGAUAUCUGUGGCAGUUUGUUCGAGAAGGUGGUCAAGGAAGCAAUUGCUGCAGGUGUUGAUGGGUAUGAUGCAGAGAUUAAGAAGUCUGUCCGAAAGGCUGCCUUUGGAUUGCGCUUGACCAGGGACGUUGCAAUUUCAAUUGCUAGUAAAGCAGUUCGCAAGAUUUUCAUCAGCUAUAUCCAACGUGCAAGGGCAGCUGGCAGCCGCACAGAAUCCGCAAAAGAACUCAAAAAGAUGAUAGCUUUCAACAACUUGGUCGUCACUGAAUUAGUAGCAGAUAUCAAAGCUGACUCAGCAGAUUCUCCUCCACCCGAAGAGCCAUCCACCAAGAUCGAAAAAGAAGAAGUGAAAAUAGAGGAAGAUGAGGACUGGGAAUCCAUACAAUCGCUCCGCAAAUCUCGGCCCAAUAAGGCUACUACAGCAAAAUCGGGGCAGAAGGAGAUCAAUCUCAAAGACGACCUUCCAGAAAGAGAUAGAGCUGAUCUUUACAAGACAUACUUGCUAUUUUGUCUAACUGGUGAAGUUACAAGAAUACCCUUCGGUGCACAAAUCACCACGAAGAAGGAUGAUUCCGAAUACGCCUUCUUGAACCAACUCGGCGGCAUACUUGGUUUGACCGACAAAGAGAUUGUCGAAGUUCACAGGGGUUUAGCCGAACAGGCUUUCAGACAAGAAGCUGAGGUUAUCUUGGCUGAUGGGCAGUUGACCAAAAGUAGGAUCGAGCAACUCAAUGAGCUGCAGAAGAACGUCGGAUUGCCACCUCAGUACUCGCAGAAGAUCAUUAAAAACAUAACCACCUCGAAAUUGUCGGCGGCUCUCGAAACUGCCGCCGGUCGUGGGAGGCUCAGCAUAAAGGAAAUUAGAGAGCUGAAAGAAAACGGAAUCGAAGUGGAGAACAUGGUCUCUGCCAGUUUACGAGAGAAUCUCUUCAAAAAGACGGUCGAUGACAUUUUCUCGUCCGGUACUGGGGAGUUCGACGAGGAGGAAGUGUAUCACAAAAUCCCCCAAGAUCUCAAUAUCGAUGCUGACAAGGCGAAAGGGGUUGUCCACGAACUCGCUCGUACUAGGUUAUCAAACUCGCUCAUUCAGGCAGUGGCAUUACUAAGACAGAGAAACCAAAAAGGGGUGGUGAAUUCGCUGAACGACUUGUUAGCGUGCGAUAAGGCGGUGCCCUCGAAGCCAUUGUCAUGGGAGGUGCAAGAGGAACUGGCUGAUUUGUUCUUAGUGUACCUGAAAAGCGAUCAAGCGGCUGAAAAAGUUGCGAGAGUACAGUAUCUACUGAGCAUCAACGAUGCAGCAGCAGAAGCUUUAAGAAACGCGAAAGAUAAUGGAUUGCCGAAUGGAGCUAAAGCUGAGGAAGAGUUUGUAUUUUGAACUGAAACUUUUUUGGUUAGACUUUUGAUUAGUAUGCCUCUUAUUUUAGCUUUAAAUUUGAGAAAUAUAAUAAUGCUUUAAAUGUUUGUACCAAUUUUGUUGAGCAGAAUGAUUUUGAGUGAAAUUCUUUGUAUCCAUAGCUUUUUUUGUGCCAAUAAUAGCAUUUGGGAAAAAAUAAUUUUGUCACUAUUAAGGCUUGUUAAUGAAC